Podarcis raffonei (Aeolian wall lizard) is the source of this 758-nucleotide messenger RNA. RefSeq names its product fibroblast growth factor 22 (gene FGF22). The record is from RefSeq and is a predicted model, not a curated record. Bases 1 to 687 code for a protein of 228 amino acids. The transcript is spliced from 3 exons. Gene Ontology annotation, molecular function: growth factor activity; fibroblast growth factor receptor binding. Gene Ontology annotation, biological process: positive regulation of cell population proliferation; cell differentiation; positive regulation of protein phosphorylation. NCBI's taxonomy places the organism in Eukaryota, Metazoa, Chordata, Lepidosauria, Squamata, Lacertidae. Gene Ontology annotation, cellular component: cytoplasm.
AUGUUGACUGCACCCAACGGUGACCUGUGGGACCUCAGGCCUUGCCGCCGAAUCCUCGCCGGGCAGCCUUCUGAAGCCCCAUGGUGGCCCUCGCCCGAGAGCUGGGCGAAGUUUUCUGGCAUGGGUCACCAGGACCCACUGACUGCCCACGCCGCCUGGUGUUUUUUGCUGCUGGUCUGGCUCGCCAACUUUACCCUGGGGCACGGAGAUACGGCUUUGCAGCCACAUGGCGGAUACUGGCGGCCGAGGAGUGGCAGGCCCGCCCGCAACUACCCCCAUCUCCAGGGCGACGCGCGGCGGAGGAGACUCUACUCGUCCACCCACUACUUCCUGCGCAUCGGUGGGGACGGCAACGUCGACGGCACGCGUCGGGUCGAGUGUCCGGACAAUAUCGUGGAGAUCCGAUCUGUGCGUGCGGGGAUCGUGGCCAUCCGGUCAGUCCACAGCGGGUUCUACUUAGCGAUGAACAGAAAGGGGAAGCUCUACGGCACGAAAGCGUACACCCCCAGCUGCAACUUCGUGGAGCGGAUCGAGGAGAACGGCUACAAUACUUACGCUUCCUUGCUUUGGCACCAUGAGGGACGCCCCAUGUUCCUGUCCCUAAACGCCAAGGGCAUUCCGCGAAAGGGGCCGAAGACCCGGAGACAGCACCUGUCCGCACAUUUUCUGCCCAUGCUGGUCUCCUGACGGAGAGGUUGCAACACACCACGGACUCGUAAUGCUUAUCAAACGCCUUCUUAUAUUGAGUAUUUAAAAAC